Messenger RNA from Penicillium verhagenii, 3825 nucleotides. RefSeq lists its product as uncharacterized. NCBI's taxonomy places the organism in Eukaryota, Fungi, Ascomycota, Eurotiomycetes, Eurotiales, Aspergillaceae. The transcript is spliced from 4 exons. The coding region runs from base 1 to 3825 and encodes 1274 amino acids. The record is from RefSeq and is a predicted model, not a curated record.
AUGGCCGCGGCUGGCGCGAGGGCUCAAAAGCCCGUCGGUUCUGCCGCAUGGAUUGCUGCGGAGAAAGAAAACAUGGCGGAAUUAGUUGAGCAAGAGAUGGAGGAGGUAGAAUACCCCGUUCGGCACGAGAUGGACUGGCUGAACGAGCAUAUGGCCGAAAUCUUCUCCAAAGGUCAAACGAACUUUACCGAUGUCUUUAAAACGCCAGGCAAAAUGAGAGGGAAAACACCUCGCACGGCACGCAAACGAAAUGUGGAAGAAAGUAGAGUGCCAUUGAGUGAAAUAUUUUCUUCGGCUCACAAACACGGAGACAUCAGAGCAAGCCCUAGUCCCUUCAUUCAUCGUGUCAUCUCCAAAUCUACAGCCGCGGCAAUGCCUGCUUCUCCUCGCCCCCGAGAUGCAGAGAAAGAGUUGCAACCAUAUUAUCCAACUCUUCGUUCAAACUUGAACUCCUUCCAGACCUAUAACACUGAUUCGGGAUAUCAUGGAAUGGAAGGUUUUGACGACGUGGUUCUACCCGAUACGCAGCCGAAUACCCAGGUGUCCACACAACAGAUGGAAGUGGAAGUGGAAGUGGAAGAGCCGACAGUGUUGAGUCCUCAGGUCGAAAUCUCACUAAGUCAACAAGCAGCUGAUGACUCCUUCCACUCCGCCCAGGAGAAUGUUCGUGCACGGGAAGAGACGGUUGAGCCUACGAAUAUGGAGCCAACUCCCGUGCAAGAACGCACUCCAACACCUCCAGAGACGCUUUCUAAGCAGGUGGAACCAGACAUGAGCUUCACUCCAACCCCCAAGACACAACCCAAGGCUAAGUUGAGCCUCGGAAAGCAGAAGCAGCAGGAGAAGCUUUCAGGUCCACAAGAUUCUAUCACCCAGAGCGAGGUCCAAGUUGAGCCGGUUUUGCAGGCCGAAGAUAACGACAACUCCCCGGAAGACCCCCAGGAUGAAGCCCAAGACGAGGUCCAAGACGAGCUUCGAGAUGAGCCAGUUUUCCAGGCACAGUCCUCCCCGGCGAAGCCAGUUGCUGUUGAAACCCCCAAGGUACAAGAAAGCCCGGAGCAUGAGGAUUAUCAUGUGGACAUGGACACAGAUAUGGAGGAUCACGCCAAAGAAGACACAGUGCUCGACAGCUUCGAUGAUAUUGGUUCGCCCUCCGACAACUCUACACCGGAAAGAGGGCUUGUUCGGAAGAGUAGUCUGAGCUUUGCCUCUCUUCCAGCACGGGAACCUCUAACUAAGAGCAUUGGGGGCUCACGACUUUCCCGUACUAGCCACAUCGAUCUCCCCAAGUUGAGCAACGCCAGUAGACUCAGUUACAUUGGGAGACAAACUGGUAGUUAUAAAACUACUCAGGUCACAUUGGACGAUAACCUUCGCAGUUCUGGCUCCAUGGAUCUUGAUGAAGAGAAGGAUAUGGGCGACAAGACGUAUGCGGAGCAGGCCAGCAAAUUUCACAGCACAAAAUCUACUCAGAGCCUUCAUGAAAGAAUCAGCAUGCUUGGAAAAGCUCAGCCUUCACGACCAAAGAAGUCAAUCGCAGCACCGGCAGUGGGGCUUGCAUCUGCCAGUCAGGUCGCCUAUCCAGACCUACCUACCACCAAAGUCGAAUCCAAAGCCGAGAUUUCAGAUUCUAAGACUCGUGACAUUCUCACCUCGGAUUCUGCGGCAGCCGAAGAUGAUUGGAUUCCCGAACGGCCGACCCUUGAAAAGAGCAAAUCUGCAGAUGUUAUGGAAAACCUUAACUCAGAUAUAAACUACCCGGUGACCAAAAAGGACGCAGCUCCCAGCAAAGAGAAGCAUUCUGCUGAGCCGGAACGUCCCAAGUCAUCAUACUCAAUUUUCUCUUCGCCUCGCCCUCAUGGCCAUCAACAAAGCGCCUCUCUAUCAAAUAUUACUCCCGCAAUUUCAACUACUCCUACCGGGUCUCCUCGGCGAUACGAUGGUCCAAUCAGCGCUUCAAAAACACGGUUGCAAUCGAUCAUGAAGAGCGCCAAGGGAUUGUUUACAAGCACUGGCAGCUCGGCCCGGAUUGAAACAUCAUCACCUGAGCAAUCUCGUAUUCAGCGGAAACAGCAAGUGACUGCUGAAAAGAGUGACGAUGAACCAGAUCACCGCCGCAAACAGGCACAGCCUCGUCAAUUGACUGGUUCCCCGCGACCGGAAGGUCGUCGAACACGCAGCUCCACUGAAAAGGAGCAGAAGCAGCGGCAGAAGGAUUUGGAGGACCGACAACUUGAAGAGUCUCGUCAAGAGAAGAUGCGGGAACAAGAAAGGCAACACGCUAUUCAACUAAAAGCUACCCAUGACAAAUCAUCCGUCGAGCCAGAGGAGCGAAUGAACACCCAAACUCAGAAGCCCUCGCAGUCAUUACGACCGCAGAGCCGCGAGCCUGAACCGGUUCAAGAAGCCUCAAGAAUUGCUAUGCCUCAAUCCAAGCAAAACGAUCGACGCCCUAAGCCAACUCGUGAACCCAUGCAAAAGCCAAAGCCACAACCCGUAUCUGUUCGAGUUGGUAGCACCCUGUCUCGUGCAAUCCCAAUGCCCACGGCUUCUACCAAUGUUCAAGAGUCGAGUGUUCCGUUACCUGCAUCAAAGCCGGGAACUUUGAAGAAGAAACCCAGUAACAAUUCUCUACACACUGCCUCUUCCGCCAGCAGCUUCAAGAGCUCGGUUUCGAGCCAGACUCAGGCUCAGCGAAAGGCUCAACUUGCCAGCGAUAGGAAACGGGAGCAGGAAGAGAAGAAGCGAGAGCAAGAGGAGAAGAAGCGGGAACAGGAAGAACGAGAGACUCGUCGGAAAGAGGAACAAAGGCGAGAACAGGAACGUAAGCGAGCUUUGCAACUCAAACAGCAGGAAGAAGCCCGCCGACAAGCUGAAAGUCGAGCUGAGGCGGACCGAGAGCGCCGAGAACAGUCCGUUCAGGAAGAUUCCCAAAGAGCAGCGAACAAGCAGGCAAUUGAGAAGUGGCGGAUGGAAAACAUGCGGAGACAAGAGCCGGGUGUGCCGCGGCCUGCUUCGCGUUUAGGUUCUCUUCAGCCCUACGGUCGAUCAGUCAACACACCUGCUUCCAAUCCUGCUAAGCCACCCAAGAGAGUGAUGGAGGAGGAUGCAGGUCAUCGACCCGCCGUUAGGAAACCCAGCAAUGUGCAGCCCUCUGGCGAGGCCAAGCGCGUCAAGACCGACGACGAGCACGGGCAAAAUAUCCGAACAAUCGGCCGUCCAGUCCGCCCAUCCAACACGAUUCGCAAGCCUUCAUUGUUUAGCCAAUCUGGCAUGGGUCAUCAGGGUGGCUCUUCGGUGUUGAAAAUUGGUCAACCUCAAAGACCCGGACCUGGUCACCCUAUGGAUAUGUCCUCGCUAGCGACUGGCAAGAUCCCCUUCGCCGAACCUAACCGCGCACCUCCACCAUCAGCACACAAGCCUUCUGCUCCUAGCUCCGUUCACCGAAACCCUGCUCCACCCAAGCCCUCCCCCAAGUACCCUAGCGGUGAAAGUAUCCACCUUCCCGAGAUUGCUACGGACAGCGAGGACGAGGAUGACUCGGACUCGGAGAUGUUCCCCGUGCCGAAGUGGGCGCAGGCCAAGGAAUUGCAAGACCUUCUUGUUGAACAGGACGGAAUGGAGGUGGACUCCAUCUUUGGACCUAUCGCGCCUUUCUCUUUGGAAGACACCUUCAAGGCCGACAAAAAGAUUAAGAAGUACCGCGACCGAACUAGCAGUGCUAACUGGUCUGGUCCAGAUGGUCUCACUCAGGAGGAGAUUCGUAGAGAUGUGGCCGAUCGACAAAAGCUUCGUCGUAAUGGCGGAUGGUCCUUCAACGCUUGA